AUGUCUGCUCAGAGCGAACACCAAACGAUUCCCCUUUCGGUGCUUCUGCGCCGUGAAUUGGUAAACGAGAAAAGCGAGAAGCCGGAGGUUGCGGUCGUGCACGGGGAAGCUAGCGAGUGUAAGAAAGGAGAAGAUUUCACGAUGCUAAAAACGGAAUGCCAAAGGGUGGUGGGAGAUGGAGUGUCUACCUAUUCCGUUUUUGCGCUAUUUGAUGGACACAACGGAUCUGCUGCCGCUAUUUAUGCCAAGGAGAAUCUUUUAAACAAUGUUUUAAGUGCAAUUCCUGCCGAUCUUAACAGAGAUGAGUGGAUAUCAGCUUUGCCUAGGGCUUUGGUCGCAGGCUUUGUAAAAACUGACAAAGAUUUUCAACAGAAAGCACAAUCAUCAGGAACAACUGUAACCUUUGUGAUUAUAGAAGGAUGUUUUAUAACAGUUGCAUCAGUAGGUGAUUCCCGUUGCAUACUUGAAACUUUUGAAGGUGGAGUUUAUUACUUGUCAGCAGAUCAUAGACUCGAAAGCAAUGAAGAGGAGAGGGUCCGAAUCACUUCUAGCGGGGGUGAGGUGGGUCGUCUAAAUACGGGUGGAGGUGCAGAGGUUGGUCCUUUGAGAUGUUGGCCUGGUGGCUUGUGUCUCUCACGGUCCAUUGGUGAUAUGGAUGUUGGUGAAUUUAUUGUCCCUGUACCAUAUGUAAAGCAAGUGAAGCUUUCUACUGCUGGAGGUAGGGUUGUUAUCAGCAGUGACGGUGUCUGGGAUGCUCUAACUGCAGAAAUGGCCUUAAAUUGCUGUCGUGGCAUGUCAGCGGAGGCUGCAGCACCACAUAUUGUGAAAGAAGCUUUGCAAGCAAAGGGACUUAGAGAUGACACGACCUGCAUUGUUAUUGAUAUAUUACCUCAGGAGAAGCCACCUACUUCUAUGCCAACACAAAAGAAACCAGUAAAAAAAAUGCUCAAGUCAUUUUUUCGCAAAAAGUCCUCUGAAUCAUCUUAUAUUGACAAGGAAUACAUGGAGCCAGAUGUGGUACAAGAACUAUAUGAGGAAGGGUCAGCUAUGCUUUCAGAGAGGUUAGAAACAAAAUAUCCACUCUGCAACAUGUUCAAGUUGUUUAUCUGUGCAGUGUGUCAAGUAGAGAUUAAACCAGGGGAGGGUAUUUCAAUACACGAGGGCGCACCUAACCCAGGAAGAUUGCGCCCCUGGGAUGGACCUUUCCUUUGCUUAAGUUGCCAAGAAAAGAAAGAAGCCAUGGAAGGGAAACGAACAUCAGAUAGACUUAGCAGCGGAAGUGACUAAUGAAUUAUCAUGUACAUUAGCAUUUUGAGAGUGAUAAAGAUUGUUCAUAUAAAGGGAAGGUCAAACUUCCAAUCAACAUUUGACUCCCUUCAAUUACGACGGAGGCUUCUUUAUCAGAAUAUGGAUCUAUUUUGGAAAUCCACAUGAAAAUCGUGUUUUUCAAUGCAUGAGAGUCAGGACACUAACAAACAAUAGCAGCU
Messenger RNA from Abrus precatorius (Indian licorice), 1487 nucleotides. Its product is annotated as probable protein phosphatase 2C 12. Lineage: Eukaryota; Viridiplantae; Streptophyta; Magnoliopsida; Fabales; Fabaceae. Bases 1 to 1287 code for a protein of 428 amino acids. Gene Ontology annotation, biological process: protein dephosphorylation. The record is from RefSeq and is a predicted model, not a curated record. Gene Ontology annotation, molecular function: protein serine/threonine phosphatase activity. The transcript has 9 exons.